Messenger RNA from Yarrowia lipolytica CLIB122, 1749 nucleotides. RefSeq lists its product as uncharacterized. Gene Ontology annotation, biological process: transmembrane transport; carbohydrate transport. Gene Ontology annotation, molecular function: carbohydrate:proton symporter activity. Gene Ontology annotation, cellular component: membrane. The record is from RefSeq and is a predicted model, not a curated record. Lineage: Eukaryota; Fungi; Ascomycota; Dipodascomycetes; Dipodascales.
AUGAAAGACUUCCUCGCCUUCACCAAGGCUUCUACGGAGGUCAAGACCGUCUUCUUCGGAUGCCGAGGAACUCCACUACAUCGAGUGGUUGCGGCUAUUGCUGGAAUUGGCUUCCUGCUGUUUGGUUACGACCAAGGAGUAAUGGGAGGUCUCCUCACUCUUCCUACUUUUAUCCAGGAGUUCCCUAGCAUGGACACUUCUGACCAUCUUCCUCCUGACGUCAAGACUCAUAACACAACCAUCCAGGGCACAGCUGUGGGCAUCUAUGAGAUUGGAUGCAUGCUUGGAGCAUUGUUUACAAUGUGGGCUGGCGAUAAACUUGGUCGACGGUACAUGAUCUUCUGGGGUUCCAUCAUCAUCACCAUUGGUGCCAUUCUCCAGUGUGCAGCUUACAGUCUGGCCCAGUUUAUUGUUGGCAGAGUCAUUGCCGGUAUCGGAAACGGCUUUAUCACUGCCACUGUCCCCAUGCUUCAAGCUGAGUGUGCUAGACCCGAACGUCGAGGAGCUCUGGUCAUGCUCGAAGGAGCUCUGGUUACAGGAGGCAUUGCUCUCUCGUACUGGAUUGACUUUGGCUUCUACUUUGUCAAGACCAAUGACGCCGACUGGCGAUUUCCCGUAGCAUUCCAGUGUGUCUUCUCUAUGUUCCUCACUUUCACUGUCAUGUCUCUUCCUGAAUCACCUAGAUGGCUGGUCAAGAAGGGACGUUACGAAGAAGCCGCGGGGGUUUUUGCAGCUUUGGAAGACGUGGCACUUGACGAUCCUUACGUAAUUGACCAGGUCACUAGAGUGAAAGAGUCCAUCAUCAUGGGACAACUUGCUCAGCAUGGUAUCGAAGGUGAAGAGGCGCAGCGAAAGAUGGCCGCGGGUGAAUGUCAAAUGGGAGACGAACUGCCAUUCUGGCAGCAAAUCAAAUUGCUCUUCACAUUUGGAAAGAAGAAACAUUUCCAUCGAACCAUGUUGGCUUACUGGAUUCAGGUCAUGCACCAGGUCUCAGGUAUCAACCUCAUCACUUACUACGCAGCUUAUAUUUACCAGACAUCCAUUGGUAUGAACGCCAUGAACUCGAGAAUUCUGGCAGCUUGCAACGGAACAGAAUACUUUUUGGCCUCUUGGGUGGCCUUCUACACAAUUGAGAGAUUUGGACGAAGAAAACUCAUGUUGUUUGGAACCAUCGGACAAGCAUGUACAAUGGCUAUCUUGACAGGCUGCGUGUACGCCUCUUCAACUCCAGCGGACGGAGGUCUCGGAAAUGAAGGCGCCGGAAUUGCCGCAGCAGUCUUUCUGUUUGUGUUCAACUCUUUCUUUGCUAUUGGAUGGCUGGGUAUGUCAUGGUUGUACCCUGCCGAAAUCACCUCCCUUGAAGUUCGGGCUCCCGCCAACGGUCUAGCGACCUCUGGAAACUGGGUCUUCAACUUCAUGGUGGUCAUGGUUACCCCCGUGGCCUUCAACUCCAUCAAAUGGAGGACAUACAUCAUCUUUGCUUGUAUCAACGCUGCUAUGAUCCCUACCAUCUAUUUCAUGUAUCCUGAAACCAUGGGCAAGUCUCUGGAAGAUAUCGACAUGAUUUUCGCUCUGUCCAACCCGAAGACCCCCUGGGAUGUGGUGGGUAUCUCGCGGCGAAUGCCUAGCAGUAUCGACAACGCUUCUCCUGCUCCAAUAAUUCUCGAGAAGCCUUCACAGGAAAAUCUCGAAUACGCUCCUUCAAUGAGCGAAGGUACUAUUAACAGCGUUCGAAUCGAGACAGCGUAG